AUGAUCACGCGAAAAAUCGGUCCCGCGCUCGCCGCCGGAAACUCAGUCGUAAUCAAGCCUCCCAGCGAGACGCCUUACACGGCGUUGGCGUUGACGAAACUUGCCGUAGAGGCCGGUCUCCCACCGAAAACAAUCCAAGUGGUGCCCACAAAGAACCGCCAGGCUGCCACGGAGCUAGCGACGAACCCGCUCGUUAAGAAGAUCAGCUUCACUGGAUCGACGGGCGUGGGGAAGAUGCUGGCGAAGCUGGCGACAGGGACCUUGAAGAAGGUCAGCUUGGAACUCGGUGGUAAUGCGCCGUUUAUUGUCUUCAAUGACGCGGAUCUUGACCUCGCCGUCGAGGGUGCCAUGUUCUGCAAGUUCCGAUGUUCUGGUCAAACGUGUGUCUGCGCGAAUCGAUUAUAUGUCCAAAAAGGUAUCGCCAAAGAUUUCACGGCCAAGCUCGUUCAGAAAGUCGCCGCUCUUCAAGUCGGUGCAGGUCUAAGCUCCGCCACCACCCAGGGACCACUGGUGAACAAAUCUGCGGUAGACAAGGUCACUGAGCACGUAACGGACGCCGUCUCGAAGGGUGCCAAGAUCGAGAUUGGUGGUAAGACCCCGGGAUCGGCAGGGUUUUUCUAUGAGCCCACGGUGCUCUCCGGCGUCACUCCAGACUCGCUAGUUAGCAAGGACGAGACCUUUGGCCCUCUCGCCCCGGUAUUUGAGUUUGAAACCGAGGAGGAUGCGAUAAAACUCGCGAACGACACAGAGUUUGGCCUUGCGGGCUACUUUUUCUCCAAAGAUAUUGGACGCGCGAUGCGGGUUGCGCAGCGGCUCCAGGUGGGGAUGGUGGGUGUCAACACAGGCAAGAUCAGCGCGGCAGAGGCGCCGUUUGGAGGUGUCAAGGAGAGUGGUUAUGGAAAGGAGGGCAGUCUUUACGGGCUCGAGGAAUACCAGAAGUUAAACCUACCCCAAAACUUGUCAGGAUACAAGAUAAGUCGCGCAGAUUCUGCAUUCGAAAUACCCAUCAUGUCUCGAACAUACAAUGUCGCAUCGAUACCCGGCGAUGGCAUAGGUGUGGAGGUCAUCGAGCACACGGUCAAGGUAAUACGGGCCCUCGAGCAGCGACUAGGAUCAUUUAGCGUACGAUUCACAACGUUUGACUGGAGCUCGGAGCGGUAUAAGCAGGUGGGCUCCUAUAUGCCAGAGGAUGGCCUAGAGACGCUGAAGGAAUAUGACGCCAUUUUGUUCGGUGCUGUCGGCUCACCAGAUGUCCCGGACCAUAUUUCUCUCUGGGGACUGAUUUUACCGAUUCGCAAGCGAUUAGAUCAAUACGUCAACGUUCGCCCGAUCACAGUUCUCCCCGGGCUAUCUUCGCCCCUGAAGGACAAGACUGCCGCCGAACUAGACUGGAUCAUGAUCCGCGAAAACAGUGAGGGUGAAUAUGCCGGUCAGGGAGGAACGACGCACGACGACACGCCAUAUGCGAUUGCCAACGACGUUUCCGUGUUUACAAGAAUAGGUAUCGAGCGUACGAUGCGUUUCGCAUUCGAAACGGCGCAAAACCGACCUCGCAAGAAGCUGACCAUGGUGACCAAGAGCAACGCGCAACGACACGGCAUGGUGCUCUGGGACAAGGUCUUCGAGGAGCUAGUUCCGCAAUACCCGGAGGUGCAGACAGACAAAAUGCUGGUCGAUGCUAUGACGGUUCGGAUGGUGCUGAAGCCCGAAAGCCUCGACACCAUCGUGGCCACGAACCUGCACGGCGAUAUCCUGUCGGACUUGGCGGCGGCACUCGCAGGCAGCAUCGGUGUCGCACCUUCGAGCAACCUCAACCCAACAAGGAAAUAUCCCAGCAUGUUCGAGCCCAUUCACGGCAGCGCGCCGGACAUCACGGGCAAAGGCAUUGCAAACCCGGUGGGAACCUUCUGGAGCGCAGCCGAGAUGCUGAGAUGGCUAGGAGAAGGCGAGGCGGCUGCCGACCUCAUGGAGGCCAUUAAGAAGGUGUUGGACGCUGGCAUCCGGACGCGAGACGUCGGAGGGACAGCAAAUACAGCCGAAGUGACAGACGCGGUCGUGCAGGCGUUGUUAGACGCUUCGUGA
Annulohypoxylon truncatum is the source of this 2082-nucleotide messenger RNA. RefSeq names its product tartrate dehydrogenase. The record is from RefSeq and is a predicted model, not a curated record. The coding region runs from base 1 to 2082 and encodes 693 amino acids. The transcript is spliced from 6 exons. NCBI's taxonomy places the organism in Eukaryota, Fungi, Ascomycota, Sordariomycetes, Xylariales, Hypoxylaceae. Gene Ontology annotation, molecular function: NAD binding; oxidoreductase activity, acting on the aldehyde or oxo group of donors, NAD or NADP as acceptor; oxidoreductase activity, acting on the CH-OH group of donors, NAD or NADP as acceptor.